Anopheles marshallii is the source of this 3045-nucleotide messenger RNA. RefSeq names its product exocyst complex component 4 (gene Sec8). Gene Ontology annotation, biological process: chemical synaptic transmission; exocytosis; Golgi to plasma membrane transport. Gene Ontology annotation, cellular component: growth cone membrane; exocyst; synapse. The record is from RefSeq and is a predicted model, not a curated record. The coding region runs from base 1 to 3045 and encodes 1014 amino acids. NCBI's taxonomy places the organism in Eukaryota, Metazoa, Arthropoda, Insecta, Diptera, Culicidae. The transcript has 11 exons.
AUGGAUUCUCCGCCAGUGAAACCUCCGCGAGGAGUCAAAUAUACCAAAGAAACGAGCGGUUGCGGACUGCUUGUUUCCGUGAUAAAAACCCUCGAUGCCAGUGAAACAAACGAGCAGCGCGAACGGGAGAAGCAUAAAAUUGAACGGGAGUUUCGAAAAACUGACCAGCGUCUAAAUGAACUGGUAUCACGCAGCGAUGGCGAUCUCACGCGCGUUAUGCAGUUGUUCAGCAAGGUGUCGACCGAAGUUACGGCCUCCCGGGAGCGAAUACAUGUGGUCAAGGAGAAUCUCCAGUCGUGCAAACAGUUGCUGCGUUGUCGCCGGGAUGAACUGAAGAAGCUGUACACGGACGCCAUCCAGCACAAGUACGUGCUGGAGAUGUUGGAUCAAAUCACCGAAAUACGGAAAGUUCCAACGCAGCUGACCGCGUAUAUGGCGAAGAAACACUACCUGCACGCCACCAAGCUGCUGAUGGCAUCGAUCGAAACAACGGACGGAAAGUUAAAGGGCGUUGAAGGAUUGAAUGAUCUGCGACAAGACUUUCAGAACCGACGUCAGCAACUGUACGGGAAGCUGCUUGAAGAGUUGAACAAACACCUGUACGUGUCCAGUACAGCAGACGUGUUGCAGAACUUUCAGCGUCAAGCAUCCGGGCGCAACAGUCAAUAUGCGGCCGGUGCGUCCCCGUUUCAGCGAAACGUUUUGCGACGAUCGGCCGAACGAGUGGAAGCCAACACGAAAGCUCGCAAAGCAUUGUUCGAGAUCUCCAAAAAUGGAUUUUUGGAUGUGGAUAAGAGCGAAAUCAUUGAAGAUACGGAACUGCUAGACCCUGAUGUCAAUUCGUCAUAUUUCCUGAGUAUAAUUGUUGAAUGCUUUGCAUUGUUACAGAAAGUGCCUGAAUCGAUUGAGUCAAUAAAAGUACAAAUGCAAAGCGAACUACUAGCUAUCGUAACCAAAUCCACUCACAAUGGAACGCCCUCCGGUGCAUCAAAUGCGGAUCCCACUCAACCUGCCCAACCGGUACCAAUACUCGAACUGCUCGAUCUGGUGUUCAAGCAGUUCAAACUGAUCGCCAGCGCGCACCAACAAGCGCUCCGUAACUAUGGCAACGUCAUACAACGAUACAACAUUCCGCAAGUGAAACCUUACGACAUUAUCGAGUACUGGGGUCAGGCGCAAGCCGUCCUCAAGCUUGUGCUCACCGACUAUCUGGACAUUCAGAACGAUAGCGGUGACGAAGCGCUGCUGUUGCGCAGCCAGUUCGCGGAACAGUCCACCAAUGUGAAUGCGUUCUUUAGCCGUAGAAAAACGCCGGGAAAGAAGCUACUAUUCCGCUUUGACAAAUCGUCCCACACGGCGGAUGCAGGAGGUUCACAAGCGGCGGAAACCGAACCCGUACAACCGAAAGAACAUCGGCGCAAUCUGUCGAACGUUAGCUUCCAUCAGCAUCAGCCGUAUUAUUUCGGUGGAAAGGAUAGUGCUGCUGCUGCUGAGCGGCGAAAGCGUGAACGGGCGUUGGUGUGUCCCGCUGACGCAUCUCUUGUGCGAAGAAUCUAUCUACCGCUGAUGGGAUACAUCCAGGAGAUAGAAAGCUUUAUGAAAUGCAAGUCGGGACAACCCUGCAGUUUGAAUACGUUCCUUGCAAAUUAUGUAAAAGACGCUUAUCUGGCACGUGGGCAUAACCGAAACCUGCAGCUAACGAUCGAAUCGCUUUCGAAAUCGCAGGAUGCCUGGCGAACCAUCAUCAGUCCGGAAGAAAUGAAGCGUCUCGGCCUAACGCGUCCUCUCUUGCAAAACACUCUCAUCGUGGAAAAUCGAAUUGCCGAAACGAAGAAACUCAUCCAAGAUCUUCCCACCUACUCGGACGAACUGUUAAAAAUGGUUUGUUCACUGUUGAAGACGUACCGCGAGACUUGUCAGGCCGCAUACCGAGGCAUUGUACAGCCAGAAACCGAAGAUAAGCGAAUUUACAGUGUCGCUUGGCUUAAAGAUGAUGACAUUACGCGAUUCUUAAAAUCGUUACCGAACUGGACGGAUCUGAAAUCAUCGAACGCUCGGUAUAGGCAAUUGCAGCAGAAGCGCUUGAUCAAAGCGGAACCAUCGGAGGAAGAAAGUCCCACGCAGGUGCAGCAGCGCAACGUUCGCGAAGCGGAAAUGCUGACGAGCAACCUCGGUGAGGGUGGUAUCUCACAGCAAGAGAUCCUAUCUGAUGUGGGCGUACUGAAGGAGCUAGCCAUACUGCAGGAAAGCAUGGAAUGGUUUGCGAGUCGCAUAACGGAGUUUGCCCAGGAGUUGAAAAAACCGAUCGUGAACGGACUGGUUACAGCAUCACCCGUUUCAACGCCCGGAUCCCCUUCGCCCGCCGGCACGGCAACGAUCGUUAACAGUCCGGUUAUCGUGAAGGACGGUAUGAUUAAGGUGCUCAUCAAUCUGGCACUGGAGUUUGAGGAGUUGGCCAACACCUGUCUCCUGGUGCUGCAUCUUGAAGUGCGUGUGCAGUGUUUCCAUUAUCUGCGUUCGAGUCCCUCGGACCGCUACAAGGCGAACAAUCCGAACAAGAACGAUUCACUCGAACCGGAUGCAAAGGUGCUGAAGCUCACGAAGGUGCUGUCGGACAUGGACGAGGCACUGAGUUCAACUUUGCAUCCGAGAAAAACGAAAUAUGUCUUCGAAGGUCUAGCCCACUUGGCGGCGCGAAUUCUAAUCAUGGCUGCCAACUCCAUGGAGUACAUCGAUCAUUCGGGCGUACAGCGAAUGUGUCGGAAUGCGUUGGCACUUCAGCAAACGUUGAGCAGCAUUACCGCAUCGCGGGAAGUGGCAUUGGAUUAUGCACGUUCCUUUUACGAAAUGUUCUACCUAGACCCGGAGGAAAUUCUCACAUCAAUCGUGGAAAAGGGUGCACAGUUUACGGAGAUGCAAUAUCUCAAUGCGCUGCAGUUGAUCUUCCGAAACCGUGGCAUCGUAGAUCCGGCCGUGGUCGGUACCUACCAGCAGAAGCUUUCCGAUCUGCUCGGUACAAAACCCGCCCUCGGCGUGACCGUUUAA